AGAGAAGGGGGUGCGCAUUCCCACAUUGGCUGUUCAACCAACUCCAGGGCACUUUGCGGGACUCCAUAGCCGAACAUGGGGUUCAGUUUUGUCACCGUUUGCGUAAAGUGACUCCGAAGAAAAAAAAGAAAGUCAAUGGAAAAGCUCUUCUGAAGCAGGAUAAAGUGUUGGUUUUUGCGUAGAAUUCACUUAUCUCCAUCCGAGCGCGUCUGAGAAGAGAAAAGGGAGGCUUUACUGGAAACUCAGACUUUCGCAGUCCUUGGACGCUCUGAGCUCCUUCAGGGACUCUAGGAAUCAAGUCAGAAAGUUUCAUGCUGAAUAUUCCUGCAUAACCUGAAGUCCACGGUGUAAGGGGAGCAGUUGGUCUCGGAGCUCCAAUGCCAGUGGACAUGCAGCCACACCAGGGGCUGUAUCACUACGAGACCUCACCCAGCCAGCCCUCCAGAGGACUAGUCCCAUCUGACCAGUCGCCCUACAGUGAUGUAUCCUCACUGCGUGCCCCGCUCCUCAACGGCCCUCCUCAGGACUGCCGCACUAUGUAUAAUCCCAUGACUCCUAGUAUGGCUCAUGGCUCAGGACCAGGACAGGGGAUUGGCCACUGCAUGGAUCAAUAUAUGAGGCCCCCACACAGUAUGAUGGGCCACAGGGGCAUGCCGCUCACAGAGGGUGGCAAUAGCACCCCCUACUGUAACCAGAACAACAUGAUGUCCUCUCAUCACAACUUCUGCCAGAUUCAGCCUGCCUCUGAUCAGAUUGGCUCAGGCGAUGGCUCGAGGUUCUCCACUCCCCGUUCGAUGUUGAAGCUGAGUAAAAAGAGAGCUUUGUCUAUCUCUCCUCUGUCGGAUGCCAGUGUAGACCUUCAGACAGUGAUCCGGACUUCACCCAACUCCCUGGUGGCCUUUGUCAAUUCUCGGUGCAACCCCAACGGUGCCAGUUCUUAUGGCCAUCUCUCUGUGAGCGCCAUGAGCCCCUCACUCAGCUAUUCCAGCAAUAUAAACUGCCAGUCCAGGCAGCAAGGAUCCAUGUAUGGAGGAGGCGGGGGGCCACCUUUGGGUGGACAUACACCAGGUCCAUGCCAAGCUUCCCGCUUGCCUGCCCACAAUCCUCGACUCCAUGCCCCACCCAAGCAUGGACAUCUGAAGACAGAGCCAGGACUGGGGGGUGUAAUGGAUGGUAUGAAUGUGAAGAGCCUGGAGGAGAGGUCAGAGGGAGAUGUAGCCAGUCCCUCUUCCACUGGCACUCAGGACCCUCUACUGGGUCUACUGGAUGGCAGAGAUGACUUGGACAAGGAGGAUGGAAAGCCUGAACAAGAGGCCAUAUAUGAAACCAACUGCCACUGGGAGAGCUGCAACAAGGAAUUUGACACACAAGACCAGCUAGUUCAUCACAUUAACAAUGAACACAUCCAUGGAGAAAAGAAGGAGUUUGUGUGUCACUGGCAGGAGUGCUCUCGAGAACAGAGGCCUUUCAAAGCCCAGUAUAUGCUGGUAGUUCAUAUGCGCAGACACACAGGAGAGAAGCCACACAAGUGCACUUUCGAAGGGUGUAAUAAGGCCUACUCUCGUUUGGAGAAUUUGAAGACCCACUUGCGCUCUCACACUGGAGAGAAACCAUACGUGUGUGAACAUGAAGGCUGCAACAAGGCCUUUUCCAAUGCUUCAGACCGAGCCAAGCACCAGAACCGAACUCACUCCAAUGAGAAACCGUAUGUAUGCAAGAUCCCUGGCUGCACUAAGCGCUACACAGAUCCAAGUUCUUUGCGUAAACAUGUGAAAACGGUGCAUGGCCCUGAAGCCCACAUCACCAAAAAGCAUCGUGGUGACACAGGACCACGACCUCCAGGUUCAGCUAUGACUCCUGGAGGCCAGAGCUCUGAACUGCUGCUGGAGAAAGAGGAGACACGCAGGGAGGACUGCAAACUGUUGGCUCCAGAUACAGCUCUAAAAUCCCAGCCGAGUCCUGGUGGUCAGUCUUCCUGCAGUAGCGAACGUUCUCCACUGGGGAGUGCCAACAACAAUGACAGUGGGGUGGAGAUGAACCUGAAUGCAGCAGGCAGUCUGGAGGAUCUCACGGCACUGGAGGACGGAGUUGCAGGUGGAGGAGGAGGGGAGCCAGGAAGUGUAGGAGGAACAAUGGGAAUGUCAGCACAGGCUUUGAAGAGGCUUGAGAACCUGAAGAUUGACAAGCUGAAGCAAAUCCGCAGGCCAACACCUCCUGCCCGCUGCACCAAGCUACCUGCACUUCCUGGUCCAGGGGAGAAUAUGGGAAUGUGUGCACCUUCUCCACUCCUCUCAAAUCGACGAGUUAUGGAGCUGUCCAGUCAUGAUUUAGGAGGUGGUACAUCGAUUGGUUGUUCUUCUAAUGACAGGAGAGGAAGCGGCACCAGCAGCUUAAGCUCAGCAUAUACUGUCAGCCGUCGGUCCUCCAUGGUGUCACCUUACCUGUCCAGCAGGCGCUCCAGUGACGUCUCACAAAUGGGAGGAACAGCAGGUGGAGGAUGUCAUCUCCUCGGCCCAGAGUCGAGUGGAGCAGAUCCCCUCUCUCCGGAGACCAAUCGCAGAGGGGCUCCAUGUCCUGGAGGAGGAGGAUUGCCUGGUCUUCCUAAUUUAACACCUGCACAGCAAUACAGCCUAAAGGCCAAAUAUGCUGCAGCAACUGGUGGGCCACCUCCCACUCCAUUACCCAAUAUGGAACAGACAAGUACGUCAGGCAGAAGAGGAGGUAUUUUGAAUGAAUACCAGGGGCAACCUCUGCCUCCUUUCCUUCAACAAUGUGGUCCACGUAGGCACAGUGCCAACACAGAGUAUGGCACUGGUGUUAUCUACCCUCACCAGGCUCCUGGUAACAAUAGCAGACGGGCCAGUGACCCCGUUCGAUCAGCAGCAGACCCACAAGCUCUCCCUAAGCGCUUCAAUAGCCUUAAUAAUGUAUCCAUGAUGGGCCGAAGAAAUGCGCUACAACACCGCGGUUCUGACACCAGUCUUGCCCGCCACAUGUACUCCCCUCGGCCACCUAGCAUCACAGAGAAUGUAAUGAUGGAGGCUAUGGGCAUGGAGCCCCACCUUGCUCCUGUUGAGGCCAGGGAUCGUUCCUUGAUGAUGCCCCCUGGAGAGAGAAGCUUCAUUGGAUACCAGCAACAGCAUCAGACUGUUGGAGGAGUUGGGGGUGUAGGUCCUCUUUCAAACCAACUGUCCCCAAGCCAUGAUUCUCUGAGCUGCCCUGACCAGGCUUACAUGCAGGGGCACUACCAAAACCAGGGCAGUGAAGUCACUUCCAGGGCUGGUGGAAAUUCAGUAGGGCAAGCAAGGCCUAUUCACUCAGAGGGCAUGUCGAAUACUCUUCUCCAACAGGCCGAGUACAGUAUGAGCACCUGCCAGCUCAGUCCUUCAGGUCCCCACUACCCUAGCAUUGGCCAGGGUGGUGACGCUGGGGGCCCUUGGAGUGAUACCCACAGCCAAAUCCAAACUUCCAGUCAUGCUCUCCAGAACCCGCGAGGAAUGCAGUAUUCAGAUCCUAGCCUGCGAUCUCAACAGACACAGGGCCACUACAGCAAUCAGCCAGGCCUCUACACCAGUCCUGAUGGAACCCACAAACUCAACAUUAAGCCUGAGCAGCAGUUCCACCCUGGGAUGGGUGGUGGUGAUGCUUGUCAAAGUGCUAAGCUCCAACAGCAGCGGAUGCUUCUCCAGCAGACUCAAGGUUACCCACAACAGACAGGCCAGGUCAUGAUGAGAAACUCUAACAAUCCCAGCUGUGACUUUCAGGGGCAAAACCAGAACUCCUUCUCUAGCGGAGGGGGCUUGAGCUUGGGCUGUGCUGGUACUUCACUUUCAGAUGGGCAGAGAUCAGAAACCCCCAUGAUGCAGGUGAAGGAGAUGAUGGUGAGGAACUAUGUACAGUCCCAGCAAGCACUCAUGUGGGAGCAGCAACAAGAACAGCAGCAGCAGAGCGGAAUAAAACCUCCUCCGCUGUCUGAUAACGUGGAUAUGGCUGGCCAGGCAGCAAUGAUGCAGCACAGUCCACAGCACCAAAACCAGAAUCUUUACUCCAACCAGGCCUAUCCGUCCUAUUCCAACCAGAACAUGGUCAUGAGCCCUCCAGCCCACAGCCGAGCAUCUAGCUCUGUGGCAGCUAAAGAUCAGCAGCUGACCGGUCUCCAAGGCUCAUGUUAUGGCCAGGAGAUGGUGGUCCCUAGGCCUCCUCAGGGACGGAAACCUCUCAGCCGUCAGAACAGCAUGUCACAGGUAGGAGGAGUCUACUUGGGCAGCCCACCCCACCUCAGUCCAGUCCACUCCACUUCCAGCCCCAGGCGAGGGGUCCGGCUUCCUCCAGUUCAGCAUCCACAGCUCCCACAAAAUGAAAUGUUCUCUCCUUCGGAUAACAACAACAUGUACUACUCAGGUCAGAUAAACAUGGAUAUGGAGAAACACAUGGACCCCCAGAAUGGACCUUGUCUCAACCAGCAGCACAGUAUGGGGUCCAACCUGGACCCAGCUGGUGGCUCAAAGUCUGCCCCCUUGGGUCCCUUUCCCGAAUCUGGCCCCAUCUCCAACGCCUUAGAAAACCUGGAUCUGGAUAAUGCCCGCAUAGACUUCACCUCCAUCAUUGAUGAUGCUGAGUCUUCCUCGUUCAGCCCAGUCAACAAUCCACUUCAGAGUCAACCAGGGUCUUCCUCCCAGGCCUCAUCCCGCCUCACCACCCCCCAGACCUCUGUCAGCCUAGCUGCAGGCUCUGGCCUGUCCAACAUGGCAGUGGGUGACAUGACGUCUAUGCUUACCUCACUGGCUGGGGAAAAUAAAUACCUGAACACACUGUCUUAGAAGACGACUUUGGGCCAUCAAGUAACAAUCAAGUACAGGCCUCAGCCAGUUUUUACCAGUUCUCUGAUUAAACUGAGAACCCAUAUAGAAAUGUAUGUAGCUCGGUAUCCAGAGAUUUCCAGCCUGGAGGUUUAAACACUUCAAGUCCUGUAGCUUAUAGUGAUUUUCCUUGGUACAUUGCAAGAAACCCAAAAUAGGAUAAUAUAGGCCUUUUAAUUUAUCAUUUCAUAUACUGAAUAAUUAGUAUGAACUGUAUUACACACCCCACUCACCAUUAGCCUUUAUUGAUAAACCUAACAUAUUGACCCUGACUCCUAUUCAAGCCAGGGGUCUGUCACUAUAAGUGUAUGUUGUAAUGUGUUUCAGUGGUAAAUUGAGAUUAAGCUACUAGUGUGAUCCCAUCACAGGCUUCAAAAUUGAUUCUCCACCCAAAAUCUUAAAACCAAAGGUGCCUGAUCAACCCCCCUCACUGUAUUCUGCCUUUGCUGCAUUGGUACUUGGUAUUUUUCUGUGCCUUACUAUAAAAAUAUGCCUGAUAUGAAACUGAUACUGAACUUUUUCCAAACAGGCAUUCCAGUCAUGUAGGGCUGUGGCCACAGUGGAGCAGAGAAGGAUGGAUGUAAAUAAGUUUUAUAUACAUUUAUAUUAUGUUGUGUAUAUGACAAUGAAUCAGUGGAUAAAUCAUCCCCUGUCUUGUGAUGGAUUGUUUCGAUUCUGAAAGCCAGUGUUCAGACAGGAGUUUGUAAGAUGGUUGUUGGAAGGGCUGAGUGAAGACAAAGACGUACUUUUAGUGAUGGAGAAAUAAUUUCUCGGUGCUACUAAAUAUUAAUCUGUAUUGCUAGGGAUUUCUUACUUGUCAUGAACAACAAACUCUUUAUAGUGGCAUAUCAGUAUUUCCACACAUGCACAAAUGCAGUCACACAUGCAUAUUGCCUACUCAUAGACACUCAGGACUUGUUGGUGUUUGAAUCUUUGGUGUUCCAAUUGCAUGUGUUUUGUAAUUGCCUUUCCAGAUAGAGAGUUUGCACUUCACAUGUUUACUGUAAGUGUUCUUAAAGCAGCUGUGUACUUUUUUUUCAGUGGUGUUUAUAACUGUAAAUCAGGAAGGGCCUCGAUCUUAGGUACAUACAUGGGGGAUAAUGAAUAAAGCCCGAAUACAAUAUGUGUGCAAAAAUCCCCUCUACAUUACGCUUUGUCUGACAUAUUAAAACUUAAUGCCUUCGCUCAACAUUAACCCAGCCUAUGCUUUGUACAUGACUCAGCUGAGGAUGACAGCUAUGUUGAAUGAAACCAGACUCAGUUGGUAAUAUCAGUGUCAGUAAUAUAUUUGAACAAUUAAGGUACAUUUACAGUACAGUGUUGCUGCACUUUGGCUCUAAUCCCAAAGAGGAGUUGUUUAGACAAAUCUGGAUUACUAAUUUAGGGCAGGAGAUCAAGAUGUGACAAAUGCAUUACUCAGUACCACUGUAUUAAAAUACAUGUUGCUCUGUGCACACUGAGGUACUUUUGUGUAACUGUUGAGCUGAAUCUUACAGAAGAAGGCUGCCGCUCUUGGUAGGAGAACUGAUUUUACACUGUGGCUUUGCACUGACUACAGCACUGUGUGGAAAGGUCUCUGUCUCUGAGGACUAUUCAGAUGAACCUCAUUUUGAUAGCAAUGAAGAAUCAUCACAGUAUUUUUUUAAUAGUCAUUCAAGAACACAUCUGAGCACAGCUAGACCCACUAAGGCCACAUUUAAGUAUAGCCGAAGCGUUUUAUGUGACUUUUCAGAAUAUUUACUAAGUAUUAGCAGGAAUGAACAUUUCUUCAUUUUGUAAAAAGUGUACAACCUACCAAAGACACCUUAAAAUGACUGAGAAAAAGAUGCACAAAUUAUUACAAAUUAACACAACACUAACACUAGAGAUAAGGGCAUGAACUUUGACUGAUAGUGCUGUUCUUUAGAAUGUAUGAGAUGUUUUGUAUAAAAGUAUCUUUUUAUAUUAAUGAUCUUUAUGGAUGUUGCCUUCUCUCUGUGUGUGCGUGUGUUAUUUUUUUAUAACUGUCAUCCUUCAUUCUGACUUUUUUGCUGGCAAAAGAAUAUCACCUUUAGCAACGGAAAGCUAUAAUAGUAUAGCAUUAACUAUAAUAGACAAAAGCCAAGUGUUAUAUUUUGUGUACAAUUUUCUACAUUUUUAUACAAAUGUGCUAUAUUUUACCGGUUUAUGAAUAAACUUGUUCAGUGGGAUGGAUACAGAA
Molecule: messenger RNA, 7059 nt
Organism: Scatophagus argus
Lineage: Eukaryota; Metazoa; Chordata; Actinopteri; Scatophagidae
Gene: gli1
Product: GLI family zinc finger 1
Exons: 13
Coding region: 378-4820 (1480 amino acids)
Biological process (GO): smoothened signaling pathway; regulation of transcription by RNA polymerase II
Cellular component (GO): nucleus
Molecular function (GO): RNA polymerase II cis-regulatory region sequence-specific DNA binding; DNA-binding transcription factor activity, RNA polymerase II-specific
Source: RefSeq, a predicted model, not a curated record